AUGACUGUGACACCCUGCGAGGAGGGCAAGGUGUCGCUCCCCGACGACGUCCGUGACGCGAGGUAUGCUGACGUGACAGGGGGCACGCGCGCCCGCGACUUGCUCGAUAGGUUCAUCGAGCGUAAUCGGCCGAGUCCCGGGGAGGUGGGUGAGCUCGACCAGAAAUUUGGGGCUGUUAAGCCGUGCCUGGACCGCCGCCUGGAGUCGUCGCCGAGGCUCUACAGGAGGCUGUUCAAGCCACCGCCAGGGGCGCAGCUGUGCACGGCCGAGGGGCUCGGGCGCAUCGAGCUCCAGGCGGGGGCCGACGACGUGUGCCUGGCCCAGGCGGACGUGGCUGACUGCUUCCACCGCUUGAGGAUGCGGGAGGAGCUCGCCGAGUACUUCGCGUUGCCGCCGCCGCCGGCGCGGGCUGCUGGGCUACUGGGGCGAGCGCGCGGCUGGAAGGGUUUCAGCUGGAGCCUCGUCGUGGCGCAGUGCGUGAACGAGUGCCACGCGGCGCAGGGGCCUGGGCUGGAGCUGCAACCGUCGGCGGCGGAUCGCCGUGGGCCGGCGGUGCUGGGCGCGGAGGAGCCGACGGCGCACUGCGUGUGCGUCGACAACCUGGACGUGCUGGAUGCGGAUCGCAGUCGCGGGGUUGCCGGCUGCGCGGGCGCGUGUGCGCGACCGCUUGGAAGGGGCCGCUGGUCAUGGACAGACGAGGCGUCGAGGCUCGACGCCGAGAAGCGGAAGUCGCGGCUCGCGGCGACCCGCUCCUGGCGGCUGAAUGCAGGCUUGCGCUGGCUGCUGGCAAGGCGGAAGGUCUCGACGCACCAGGUAGAGGUCUUC
This is a messenger RNA of Prorocentrum cordatum, 825 nucleotides long. The record is from the annotation of a GenBank genome assembly. Lineage: Eukaryota; Dinophyceae; Prorocentrales; Prorocentraceae.